AUGGUUUAUGCAAAUUUCAAACCUGCGACCUUCACGUUGGUGAUGCAUGGCCAUAAAUCUUUUGCUUUGUUUAGUGGAGAAAAUUAUUCUUUGGCAGAGCUACCGAGGGGAAUGUUUGUGGACCCGACUAAGGAGACAGAAGAUCCUACUUUGCUUCUUGAAGAUUGCUUUAAUGGGUGGAAGAAUCUCAAAGACCAAAAUGGUGUUGAUAAGACCUGA
Dovyalis caffra is the source of this 219-nucleotide messenger RNA. The record is from the annotation of a GenBank genome assembly. NCBI's taxonomy places the organism in Eukaryota, Viridiplantae, Streptophyta, Magnoliopsida, Malpighiales, Salicaceae.